Radiomyces spectabilis is the source of this 925-nucleotide messenger RNA. RefSeq lists its product as uncharacterized. Bases 171 to 779 code for a protein of 202 amino acids. The record is from RefSeq and is a predicted model, not a curated record. Lineage: Eukaryota; Fungi; Mucoromycota; Mucoromycetes; Mucorales; Radiomycetaceae. The transcript has a single exon.
UUUUUUUUGUUCCCUUUCUGUUUUCCCUCUCUGUCUGUUUUCAAAAGUUAUUUUUUGAUUCUCUCUUGGAACGUUCCUUUGCUACUCCUUUUAAACUUAGAAUAGUGGCCAUUUGUGUUUUUCUGCCAACUGUAUUGAACGGUGCUCACUCCCUCCCCACCAUCCGUAUCAUGCCAACCGCUCAUAUGGUUACACUAAUACUAGUAGCCGCCCUGUUCUCCAUCGCGCUGGCGCAAGAUAUCUCUUCUACCGUCUCCUCCACUAUGGUCACCAGUUCUCCUGUGGCUAGUCCCUCUUCCGCAUUAUCGUCAUCAUCAUCAUCAUCGCUCAACAGUUCGAUUGUUCCUUCAUCGUUUCCAACCGCACCUUCUUCAUCGGUUCCGUCCGUAUCCAAUACUUCGUUCACACCGUAUUCUACACCGACAGGUCAAAACAGUGGGUUUGAUGGUUCCGGCAAUCCUUUACCAAAACAAGACGAAAGCUGGCUGAAACAACAUAACCGAUUUGUGUUUAUUAUUGUUCUCGGCUUACUCUUCCUGGCAUUAUUGAUCUGGUAUAUUGUUAAAAGCGUGAAAGGUAUGCGAAAACGGCUGGAAAGAGAGAAUGAACACCAUAUGAUGAUGAUGCAGCAAGCCACGGGCGGACGACCGGAUCGUAUUAUUCCCGAAUCACCAACAAUCGCCAAUACAGGAAAUCGGGAUAAAUUGGAUUCAUUUCACAUCGACAGCUCUUCCGCCUAUUCCCCUCCUUCUCCUCAAUCUCCACCACCACGCUAUUAGACUCGCAGAAAUCCAAUACAUAUAUCUUAUUUAUUCCCUAUCCUUGAACAAUUACCAUGCGUUACAUGAAAUGCGUGAGUGAAUGGAUGCGUCCAUUUUCCACGAUGCUGUUGCAAACAAAAAAGCAACAGUCAAACCCAAAACAA